Messenger RNA from Exserohilum turcica Et28A, 1882 nucleotides. RefSeq lists its product as uncharacterized. The record is from RefSeq and is a predicted model, not a curated record. The transcript has 2 exons. Bases 1 to 1812 code for a protein of 603 amino acids. NCBI's taxonomy places the organism in Eukaryota, Fungi, Ascomycota, Dothideomycetes, Pleosporales, Pleosporaceae. Gene Ontology annotation, molecular function: protein binding.
AUGCCUGGCCAUCCCACCAUGGCCGACCCGCUUACCGUCCUCCCACCCGAGAUUGUCCUUCGCAUCCUCGACUUCACGCCCGUGUCGGUGCUUGCUUCUCUUACAUGCGUAUCACGUGCCUGGCACCAGUUCAUCGACGACACACACCAGGACGCCAUCUACUCGUCGCCAUCCAAGACUUGUCAGCCGCCAAAAACCCUUCAACCACCUGGCCAUGGCCGCGACUUUUCCUUUGUCCAGGACAACACCAGCUUUUCUAAGCUCUUUGCCAAUGUCUCGUCCUGGAAGGACCUAUGCAGGCGGCAGACGCUGCUGGCGCGUAAUUGGAACUCGCCGCAGCCCGUGACGCGCGAGUCUGUACUCCAGGUGGGCAACGAUGCCAUCUGGCGGUUCAAGACGGAUUUCAAACGCCGCUUCUUCAUCUCCACGUCGCAUGCUGGCGGCUUGAAUGUGUCGGAUAUGGACACCGGCCGUCUGCUCUGGCGGUUGCCCUCGGUGCUGGAUACCGCGGACGAGUAUGCCGUCAGGCCGUAUGCACAUCUAGAGUACCAAGAUGGAACAGCCGUGUUUGAUCGCGAGGGCGAUGCGGUCGAGGUGUGGCGGACAGAUGACGAGGGCGGUGAAAGAGGAGUAUUCAAGCGCAUUGCGGUGCUCGAUCACAACUGCCAGACAAGAGGAUUCCAGCUCUCAUACUGGACACUGGUGGUUGUUUCGGUCGAGGGCCAGGGCUUCGUAUACGACAUGAAGCAGGACCCGCCCAAGCUGACUACCCAUAUCAAUAUCGAGCAGGACGCCGUGGGCCAUCUGGAUCAGAACGAAGACAUGGUCGUCUACUCCAUGGGCACGCGCGGGUACCAUGUGUACGACAAAAAGACGGGCCAGUGUUUGGGUAAACUCCAGCCCUCACUUUGCACGGAAAGAUACCACGUCCAUCCACUCCCGCCCGUCCACAAUCCCACAUCGAGCGCUGCCCUCGCUGCACUACGCCACGGCCCAACUCGCCGCAUCUUUCCUCCCGCCGCACCCCGCAAAACCCGGCUUACCCCCAUCCAACUCGCAAAAGGGCCCCUCCCAAAUCCGCCUCAAGACCCAAACCACCCCCGCAAUGGCGAAGACGAAUGGGGCGCCGGCAUGCUCGACCGCUCCAGCAACCUCUUUGUCGGCUUCUCGCGCCUCGGCCGCGUCUUCAUCUGCAGCGAUAUCCGCAAGGCGCUCGCACACAGUAGCCCCAAAGAUGUCGCAACCCACAGCCAGCUUCUCGAAUGCGAUUCCGACGGCUCCAGCUUCGAUCUGGGAGGUUGGCUCUCCAUCCGCAAUCACCGCGUCAUGUUUGAGAUUCAGAAUCGCGUCUACAUUGUUGCGCUGAGUGCUGACAACCAGCUUGUACUUGAUGACGAUGAUGAUGAUAAUGAAGAAAAGCGAUAUUCGUAUGCGCUUCUUACGAGCUCAGCCCCGCAGCUUGCUGUUCCAGUUAGCUUUAUGGCGCUGUAUGACGAUGCGGUUAUGACGACGUACGCGACGCUCGGCCAGCGCCAAGAAGACAACGGCCACGGCCGCAUUUUCCCCACAAAAGCCAUCAGAAUCGUCAGUCUGGCGCCGUCACUCGACGCCAAUAACAACGAGCUUGUUGCCACGGCCCCCUGGGAAAUGCCCGCGCUAGCCCGCUUGUCGAGACAUAUGGAUCGUCCGCAGGAUGGCUUGUUGCAGCUGCUUAUGAUGUUUAAUGAGGGGGUGAGCGAUGACGAGGGGGAUGGAGAGGGAGAGGAGGAGGGAGAUUGGGUUGUGGAUGGGCAGAAUGGCGUGUCGAAUUAGUAGACUGUUGCCAUGAAUUCAUUCAUUUGUAGCUGGGAGAAGAGGAGUCCAAAUGCCCAUCAAUCCUGUA